Molecule: messenger RNA, 3777 nt
Organism: Ailuropoda melanoleuca (giant panda)
Lineage: Eukaryota; Metazoa; Chordata; Mammalia; Carnivora; Ursidae
Gene: SLC22A3
Product: solute carrier family 22 member 3
Exons: 13
Coding region: 1-1728 (575 amino acids)
Biological process (GO): transmembrane transport
Cellular component (GO): membrane
Molecular function (GO): transmembrane transporter activity
Source: RefSeq, a predicted model, not a curated record
AUGGCCCGCAGCUCCGGGAGACAGCUCAGGAAUGCUGCUGACGCCAUCCGGGGCUCAGCACCCUUACCUGCUUACACUGCAACUCUGCUCGUCGUGGAUGAGUUGACACAGCCGGUAGAGAUGUACUCAUGGUCGGGCAGCUCGGUGCCAGACCCGGGGCUGGACAUGCCGGCCCACGCCAGAACUCAGAAGCCUUGUGCCUACUGCCAGCGUUACAUUGAAGUGAUCAUGACUAACAGCUGUGGGGACGGGGAGCAUAUCAGAUUGGAACUUUUCUAUGCAAAUGUUUAUUGCACGGCGCCCCCCGAGCGCCGCGGCGACGGCAGCUGCCGGCGCUACCUCCUGGAGGCGGCCAACGCCAGCGCGGCGGCCGACGCGCUCAGCUGCGCCGACCCGCUCGCCGCCUUCCCCAACCGCUCGGCGCCGCUCGUACCGUGCCGGGGCGGCUGGCGGUACGCCCAGGCCCACUCCACCAUCGUCAGCGAGUUUGACCUCGUGUGUGUCAAUGCCUGGAUGCUGGACCUCACACAAGCCAUCCUAAACCUGGGCUUCUUGGCCGGGGCCUUCACCUUGGGCUAUGCAGCAGACAGGUACGGCAGACUAGUCAUUUACCUAAUAUCCUGUUUCGGUGUUGGCGUCACCGGUGUUGUGGUGGCAUUUGCACCGAAUUUCCCUGUGUUUGUGGUCUUCCGCUUCCUACAAGGUGUGUUUGGAAAGGGGACAUGGAUGACCUGCUACGUGAUUGUAACAGAAAUAGUAGGUUCAAAGCAAAGGAGAAUUGUGGGAAUAGUGGUCCAAAUGUUCUUCACCCUUGGAAUCAUAAUUCUCCCUGGAAUUGCCUACUUUAUCCCAAAUUGGCAAGGGAUCCAGCUAGCCAUAACGCUGCCCAGCUUUCUCUUCCUCCUUUAUUACUGGGUGGUUCCUGAGUCUCCCCGCUGGCUGAUUACUCGGAAGAAAGGAGAUAAAGCAUUGAAAAUCCUGAGAAGCAUUGCCAAGUGCAAUGGGAAAUAUCUCUCACCAAAUUACUCUGAGAUCACUGUUACAGAUGAGGAAGUUAGUAACCCAUCCUUUUUAGAUCUGGUGAGGACUCCCCAAAUGAGGAAGUGCACACUUAUUCUUAUGUUUGCUUGGUUCACAAGCGCAGUGGUUUAUCAAGGACUCGUCAUGCGCCUGGGAAUUAUAGGAGGCAACCUCUAUAUUGACUUUUUCAUCUCGGGAGUUGUGGAGCUGCCCGCGGCCCUCUUGAUCUUACUGACCAUUGAGCGUUUUGGACGACGCCUACCCUUUGCCGGAAGCAACAUAGUGGCAGGAGUGGCCUGCCUUGUCACUGCAUUCUUACCAGAAGGAAUACCCUGGUUGAGAACCACAGUCGCCACCCUGGGAAGACUAGGGAUAACCAUGGCCUUUGAAAUUGUUUAUUUGGUAAAUUCAGAAUUGUACCCAACAACAUUACGAAACUUUGGAGUUUCUCUUUGCUCAGGUUUAUGUGAUUUGGGGGGAAUCAUCGCCCCGUUUCUGCUCUUCCGGCUUGCGGCCAUUUGGCUGGAACUACCUCUUAUCAUCUUUGGUAUCCUCGCAUCGGUCUGCGGUGGGCUCGUGAUGCUUUUGCCUGAAACCAAGGGUAUUGCCUUGCCAGAAACAGUGGACGAUGUAGAAAAACUUGGCAGUCCGUAUUCCUAUAAAUGCGGCAGGAAAAAGAAAACUCAAGUUUCCAGCUCUCACUUUUGAGGCCCCCUGCCAAAGACAAAAGGAAGGCGCUCUCUAGGUUGACCCUUCCCACGGAACCGAUGUGCCUCGCAGACACGCGCGUGCCCAUUUCAGCUACGUCAUGCUGUAUGCCUCCAAGUACUUGUCAGACUGAACAAAGACAUCCAGACUACCCAGAGUAUUUUUAUAUAAUGCGGGAUGAAUUAGGAUUUAGAGCGCUAUUGACGUUUCUGGGAACACGGUAUGCGGCUGGUUUAGCAAAGAGCCUGUUGUGUGGACAGCUCCCCCCGAGUUUUUUUCUGAAGUUGGAGCAGUAUCUCAGACCCAUUCAGUGAUAGAGGGACAAGAGGAGCCUUCCCCAAAUUCUCACGACCGCUGUCUCCAUCACGGAGGCAGGAAGUGCCAAGCGGGGAGCGGGGAACUGGAGGCAGAAAUGGGUUCAUCAGACUUGAGCAAGGAACUGAAGCUCUGACCUGCGUGCUCUGAAGACUGUGGGGAGGAUGAAAAUCUGGAAAUCCUAUUCAUGAAGGGGCUGAAUUGAAGGACCUUGGGCCACAUGACACUGAGCCCUUCCCUUCUCUGCUCGUUUUGAGAUCGGUAAGCCAUUGCAGCAUCUGGGCUUCCUGGCAUGUUCAGGCCUGAUUCUAUCAUUAGGAACAAAUCCGCUGUUCAGUUGGAGGACUUGGCUCUUUAUUAUUUCGUCCAUCGGUUUUGGGCCUGCGAUGACUCGGGAUAGUUUGGGUCCUACUUUAGUGAACACCAAAAGCCACACACUCGGUUCUUUAUUGAACGAAAUCCAUGAAGUGUGAUCUCAUGGGUCUUCAUUUUGAUUUUAAAGGGAUAUUUAUCUUGUAUUUGUGAGUUCAGUUCUAGGAUGCUACCCAUGGUCAAGAGUGAAAAACUUGGGACUGUUCAAUCGUGACCCUUUUCAAUCUUGACCCUUUUAACUUGUCUUGGGAAGAAGCUUGCAUUUUAUUUAAAAGGAAGGUCAGUUAUAUCCACGUGUUAAAGAAUUAGCAGAAGCUUUAUAAGUGAUGUCGUAGACACUAAUAAGGGAUUUGAUCUUUCUUUUUUGUAACUGAGACUUUUGAAAUGUGGAGCUUAAAUGCAAAUAUGCUGUCUUUUUCUGUUUGUUUUGCUUUAUCUGUUAUAUUCAUUGUAUUUUCAGAUUCACUAUGUAUCUUAUGCAGAAUUUUUUAAUGAAUUAUUUUGUGUGGACAGACAAAAUGGACACUUAGGGGAAAUCUUGCCAACGAAGAAGAAAAUUCUACGCGAACACAUGACAAUACGUACAAUGUUUGUGCCAACUGUAAGCUUAGCUUUUUAAUCCUUAAAGCACAACAGAAUUGAAUAUGAAUGUUUGAUUCUUCAAUGAACUAAGCACGGCUCCGUGGGGACUAAAUGCUGCAGUCACCUGUAUUCCUGCACACUUGCGUUUUUGCUCUCUUGGCAUUUCUCUUCGCUGUAAGAUGACUGUUCCUCCUUGAUACGCUCACCUUGGAAUUGUAUUUCGAGCCGAUAUUUUGGUUCUGGUAACAAUAAAGUAUUUUAAAUUGUCAAGUGACAUCGGUGUCUGUUCUCUCUCUUCCUCUCGAACACGUGUCACCGGAAAACUCUAUUCCCACAUGACAGUGUAUAUUUCCUAUCUGGGCAGCCAAUUAGCGAUGGAAAUUAAGCGGUCCACCUUCAACAUACGUUCGUUGUUCCUUCAAGGGCUCUUGGUACCUUUCCUAGAUUCAGAUGUGACCCAGAAUAGCAUUCAGCGUCUCUACUGGUCUUGUAUUACACUUGCGAUGCCCGUUCCCUUCACCGGGUACAGCUCUCUGCCCAGUGUCCCCUCCCUGUGCUGGGCUAACGUCAAGUUGUCAGUAACAGAUUUCAUUCCCAAGAAUAGAACGUGUUCUCAUGACUCCCAUACAUGCCGCAGCUUCGAAAACAUUCGUCUCAGUGCCAGAAAUAAAGACCUUAAAAGAUGUACGUCUAGCCAUCUUUUGCACACAAGAUAAAUAUAUGGGUGACUUACUGGGACUUCUCUGCUCCCUUCUCUAUGACCUUAGAGGCUUCAUGGUC